This is a messenger RNA of Clarias gariepinus (North African catfish), 3776 nucleotides long. RefSeq names its product bone morphogenetic protein 10 (gene bmp10). Gene Ontology annotation, molecular function: cytokine activity; growth factor activity. Gene Ontology annotation, biological process: BMP signaling pathway; SMAD protein signal transduction. The record is from RefSeq and is a predicted model, not a curated record. NCBI's taxonomy places the organism in Eukaryota, Metazoa, Chordata, Actinopteri, Siluriformes, Clariidae. Gene Ontology annotation, cellular component: extracellular region. The transcript is spliced from 2 exons. The coding region runs from base 683 to 2101 and encodes 472 amino acids.
CCCAAGUCUCUUCCCUGGCUCACCCACCCAAACAACAACAAAAAAAAUCCCAGCUUCUACUGGUAUCAGAACGAUGUUUACAAAGUCCUCAUUAAGGAAAGAAAGUAGAUAACAGCACACACACUCACUCACAGACACAGACACACACACAUACACACACACACAGUGGGACCAUCGGCAGUGAAAACGCAGAACUUCCCAGUUUAUAGAUAAGGGACCAAGAGAAAGCAAGAGAUAGGGAGUGAGAGAGAGAAAACACAAGAAGAAACAAGAUGCCACAGUGAAACUCAAUGAAGCCGCCCUUCAAACCAAACACCGGAGACGUCAGAGCUGCUUCGAGGGGCUAAUGCAGAAAUAAAUACCUAAGAUCUGGAAUAGGUGCAUUGCAAAACUGCAACCGGUGUCCUUCUAUACCUGGAGAAGGACAGAGCUACUGAUCUACCAGAUCAACCCCAGGACUCAACUCAUGUUGCUUAUACCAGGAACCACCUGAAACAGAGGGAUAACACACAACAACUAUUAAAAAAAAAAAGCUUGGAUAUUGUGUUUUUCUUUCCAGGAUAUACAGAGAGAAUCUACCAAAUUCAUUUCAAUUUUGCACGAAAAUUCCUGCAAAAUUGCAUGAAAAUUUCUGCAUACUGGAUAGUGGUUUCAGCUGAUACGUGCUCUUGCAUUCCUAACCAUGGUGGAUGUCAAAGCUUCCUCAAUCACCUCCAUGGAUUGCCUUUUAUUCCUCCUUCUCCUUUCAGUGCUUUUCUCUGGUGACGCUAGUCCCAUCAGUUCCCCAGAGAGGCACCGAACUGCCCCUGGGCUUGAUGAUGGACGUGGAGGGGUUGUGGAUCCUUCUCUUCUAGAGCAGAAUGGUGAGGUGGAUAUGCAAAAUCUGCUGGAGACCCUGCGCGGACAGUUUCUCCGGACCUUCAACCUGACAGGACAUGGACCACCCAUGCAGCUUGGUGCACCACGAGUGCAGCCGCCAGAAUACAUGUUGGAACUGUACAACCGGUUUGCUAAUGAUCGAACAUCUAUGCCAUCUGCAAACAUUGUACGGAGCUUCAAAAAUGAAGAGUACACCCCAAGCAGCAUGGGUCCCGAUGGCGUGAGACGACACCCUCUCCUUUUCAACAUUUCCAUCCCAAAUCAUGAGAGGGUUAUGGCUGCUGAGCUUCGUCUCUACACCCUCGUCCAGAUCGACAGGCACCUCUACGCUGGGGUUGACCGAACAGUGACUGUUUAUGAGGUGGCUCCACGGAAUGACAGUUGGUCCGAAGAGGGAGAAGAUGAACAGGUGCAGCUAGUGGAGUUGGCAUCACGGCAGGUUUACGGCACAGACAACGGCUGGGAAACUUUUGACUUGACUACUGCCAUGCAGCACUGGCGCAGUUCCAACUAUGGCAACACUCACAGACUGGAGGUUCACAUUGCAAGUAUAAACGUACAAAAUGGGUCAAAUUUUGAAGGUCCUGCCACAGGUGGUGACAUGGAAAUUGAUACUAGUCCAGAAGAGAGUCACAAACCUCUGAUCAUUGUUUUCUCCAAUGACCAGAGCAUGGAUCACAAAGGAGAAAAACAGGAGUUAAAUGAAAUGAUCAAGCACGAAAUCCCCAGCACAGAUCUGAAUGACAAUAUAGGGGUGGAAUUCAUGGAUCUCCUGGGGGAGCUUGGGAGUAUGGGACAAGAAGAAGGUAGCAAAGAAGAGGGACCUGAUGAAGAAGCUCUCUUACAGAUGCGCUCCAACCUCAUCUAUGACACAGCCUCCAGGAUUCGAAGGAAUGCAAAAGGAACCCAGUGCAAGAAGAGUUCACUGUAUGUUGAUUUUAAGGAUAUUGGGUGGGACUCUUGGAUCUUAGAACCACAAGGCUAUGAGGCGUACGAAUGCACAGGAGUCUGUACUUACCCCCUAACCAAACAUGUCACUCCAACCAAGCACGCCAUUGUACAGACUCUGGCCAGUCUUAAAAGUCCAAAAACUGUUUCCAGAGCUUGCUGUGUCCCUACAAAGCUUGACCCCAUCUCACUUCUCUACCUGGAUGAUGCAGGUGUUGUCACCUACCAGUACAAAUUUGAAGGCAUGGUGGUGGCAGAGUGUGGUUGCAGAUAGUCUUUAAAUGAUUUGGUUGGGAAGUUGUAAGGCUUGGUAAAAGACACUGAGAAAUGGAGACACUUCUAUGUGUAGGAGGAAAAGAGAAUGUUGUUCCAGGUCAACAGGAUAAAAUUAGAUCUCCCACAGUGGAACGUUUGUUCUUUCUUAACUUAACAUCAUGAAUCUAAUAAGAACUUUUCUGCCAUGGUGAUGACUUUGUAUCAAACCUUAAAAAAAAGGGACAGCAGAAAAGAAAGAAUUAUGAAAAUGAGACUAGAUUUGGAGCUUCUAUAUAAAUAUUGUCUUUGGUGAAAAUGUGCUUGAAGAAAUUUCAAGAAAUAAACUGGAAGGCCAAAUGUGCAAGUCAUGAAAACCCCCUAAACAGUGUCUAAACAGCUAAUUCCAGACUUAGGGGAAAGCAAUACAGCACUAAUUUAACUAAAUAAACUCCCUUGAGAUGACUACAGUCAUAGGCAGAAAACUAUUGGCAUGUUGCAUUAUAUUUCACGAUUUUCUGGGUGGAUAGUUGACCUAAACUGUUUAAAGUCAACACCUUUAUAUGUUAUAAGUUCUUUCUCGAAGCAGACAUCUCAGAAGCCUGGUUUUGGACAGCCUGUGAAACUGUAAGGUCACUCAGUCAAGGCUUCUGGAAACACCUAGUAUCCAGUCUCUGUUGCAUUGUAUCUACUUCCUUCUCUGCCCUGUGUCAAUACAAAGCUUCCUGCGUGACUGAAAGCAGUUGAUACAGGCCAUCCAAGGCAAAGCAACAUGGUUAUCUGAGAACUCUUUUUGAGCAACGGAAAUGUCUGAAAGUAACCAGAAUGAUCCAGCGUGAGAUGGUCAAACCAGUCAAUGCGAAAGAACUGAACUGUAUUCCUGUUUUUGUUUUGUAUGGACAUCCUCUGGACAUGCUAAGAUGUGUGGACCAAUAAUGGUCCAGGUAUCAGUUAGCGAUUGCUACUGCGAUGCCUAAACUGAGUCCAAAGAACAUUCCUCUGUUUAAUGCGCACAUGGUCAAUCAGAUUUAUGUAUUUUGAAAUUGUAUUUAUGUUUCGCUUCUUUCAUGCCUUACCUCAACUUUGUGUAAUUUGUAAAGAAACUUUGGAACUGUACUAUCCGGCCUAAGAAGUCAGCAAAAGAGCAGACUGAGGAAGUUGAAAGCUCUUUCGAAUGUCCGAGGCCCAGAAGACUUCAUCAUAAGGGUGCUGGUGGGUGUGAGGUGGAGGGGUAGAGGUUAUGGGGUUAUCUGCAUUCUGUUGCCUUGCAUGCCGUGAGAGUUAUGCUCCCAGGCUUUGAGCGCUCCCUGAUAAGAAGGUGUUGGGGCUGAGAAACAUGCAAGCGACUAUUUCAAGCAACAAGGGUUGUCAAGAUUCCACCAGGCGUAAAAACUGCUUCCCUGUAAUGUUCCCUGACUCCAAUCUCACUGCGGUUGUAUAGUACCUUAAAUGAGAUUUACGCUGCAUUUAGAAUGGAGGGCGUAGCCUUGAGGGUCCAACAACAGUGACAUGCUGUGGAACAGUUUGAUACCUUUCUCUAACUGCAUACUUUCCAUUUACACUUCUUCACAAAUCAAUGAACUAUCAAUUUAAAAAUGAAAGAAACAAAAGAAAAAACGCAAUAGGAAAUUAUUGGCAUGUUCGGUGCUAAAUCAACUAAAACAAACCUUUUUGCAUUAUUUACAACUGUAACAUUU